Molecule: messenger RNA, 1347 nt
Organism: Amaranthus tricolor (Joseph's coat)
Lineage: Eukaryota; Viridiplantae; Streptophyta; Magnoliopsida; Caryophyllales; Amaranthaceae
Product: NADH-cytochrome b5 reductase-like protein
Exons: 12
Coding region: 120-1106 (328 amino acids)
Molecular function (GO): cytochrome-b5 reductase activity, acting on NAD(P)H
Source: RefSeq, a predicted model, not a curated record
UUUAUUUUCUUUCAAUAAUACUUGUUAGAAUGGAACUACCAUAAUUUUCUUCCAUCCUUCUCGUCUUCUCCGUUUUAUUAUCAUUUAAACCCUUAUCUGUCUCCUUGUGAUCCAACAAAAUGGCGUUGUUCUUCAGAAGACUAGCGAAAUCAGCUCCUUUUUUAUCAUCCAACACAAUUAAAUCUUCACAGAACUCCAAUUCUUACACCUCGAAAACUCCUUUUGGAUUGAUCGCUGCAUCAAUUUCUGGUGGAAUCUCACUUUAUAACUUCACUUCUUCACCAAAUUUGGCUCAUCUAGAUUCAAACAAUGAAGAUGCACAUAAGAAAGUGGCACUGAAUCCAGAUAAGUGGCUUGAGUUCAAACUUCAUGAGACUGCAAACGUCAGCCACAAUACCAAGCUCUUCAGGUUUUCAUUUGACCCUGAUGCCAAGUUGGGUCUUGACAUUGCUUCCUGCCUCCUCACAAGAGCCCCUACGGGUCAAAAUGAAGAAGGAAAAACAAAAUAUGUCAUUCGACCGUACACUCCCAUUUCUGAUCCAGACGCUAAAGGUUACUUUGAUUUAAUGAUCAAGAUAUAUCCAGAAGGUAAAAUGAGCCAACACUUUGCAAAACUGAAACCAGGCGACAUUGUGGAAGUAAAAGGGCCCAUUGAGAAGCUCCGAUAUACUCCCAAUAUGAAGAAGCACAUCGGUAUGAUUGCUGGUGGAACUGGUAUUACUCCAAUGCUUCAAGUAGUUGAGGCAGUACUGAAGAAUCCAGACGACAACACCCAGGUGUCGCUGGUGUAUGCCAAUGUCUCUCCCGAUGAUAUUUUGUUGAAACAAAAGCUUGACAUACUUGCUACAACUCACCCUAAUUUUAAGGUAUUCUACACCGUUGACAAACCAUCGAAGAAUUGGAAAGGAGGAGUAGGCUACGUUUCAAAGGACGUGGUCACUAAAGGCUUACCCGGUCCGGGUGACAAUACUCUCAUCCUGGUAUGUGGUCCACCUGGUAUGAUGAGUCACAUAUCUGGUGACAAGGCUAAAGACCGAUCACAAGGAGAGCUAACUGGAAUACUCAAGGAACUUGGAUACACAGAAGAAAUGGUCUACAAAUUUUAGAGGAUAACUUCCAUAGACGAAAGCAUAGAGCGUGUUGAAGUUAACCUAUAAUGUUUUUUAGGGCAUUUUAAAGCUCUAAUUUAGUGGAUGAGUAUUCACUCAUUUAUACAAGUUUCCUUCAAUAAGUGCUGCUAAAUUUUGGUGUUAUUGCAAUUUUGAUGUUUCAUUUCGAAACAAGAGCCAUAAAAAAUAGGUGCUUAGUUCCUAACUUAUGAAAUAACUAAAAUGAUUUAAGGCACAA